UGCUCAGUUGGACUACAGCGGCUCGAGGAGCUGCACCCUGAGCAGCACGCGACCACACACACACUUAGUCACACACACCUUCUAGUAGUAUUUAUGUUAAUUCCCACUACAGUAAACAACAACAACAACCAGGGAAGGAACGUAGUUGAGUUCCGCACGGUCGCUGGGCCGAGUUUCUCCCAGCUGUUGGGCACCGUCGCCGGAGGAAAACCCUGCGCAUUCCUCCACGCAGAGAGAGCCCGAGAGCGAGAGCAGCCGACGCACUGGACGGAGGCAAGGAGAGCUGGAAACGGCCUCUUAACGAGGUGCACCCCUGAAUUCACCCACGAAGGCUCGUCACAGAGGUCCUGUUAGAUGUUCGGGCUUUACCCGCGUCUGUUUUCGGUGCCCUGACGUCUCGCACCGCGCCAUGAGAUCCUUGCUUUGAUGAAUAAUUUACGGUCUCUCGGUCCGAGGCUCGUGCUGCUACUACUAACCGACAGUUGGCUGCGCCCGACGCCGCCUGGACGAGCCCUAAUGGUGGACUAGAGAGACGAAUACAAGCGCAGCGAAGACACGGGCUUAACAAUUGAGUGCAGAAUAGAAUUUCCCAAAGAUAAAACACAUCUCUGAACUCACCCGGUUGCUCAUUAGUAGCGCAGAGCUCCGUAGUCAUGUUGCCGAGUCGAUGGGGGAGGAAAGACGGAGCUCCGUGUACUUCAACGCCGAUCCAGUGUCGCUCCAGUUUCGGGUUUAUUUUAUGAUCCUCAAAGAAGCACAAUCGGACCUUUUCUCUCCCCUGACUGUCCAGUGUUGUCCCGUUGCUGUGAUUCCUCUUCAGACGCCUUACUUCUCUGCAUGUAUCUUUUUUUGUUACCUCAGAAACUCUGUUUGACUUGAUGUUUUGAAGAACUGCUACCUCCCUGUUUUGUCUCAUACAGAGAGGAAUCUGUAUGUUGUCGAGCACCGUUUUCACUUUUUGAGCUGACUUAAAAUACCUCAUGAAUCUACCUCAAUUAGCACACUAUUUUCUACGCGUAACAGAUGAAUACUUAACGCUCGUCGUUGCUGCUCAUCUUGUAAAUUAUUGAGCCUGUAUUUCGUGAAUGCUGGACAUGGCGUCAUUCCCAGACUCGGACCUGCAGACGUGCCCGCUCUGCAAGGAACUGUGCGGAUCCUCAGCUCCCAUCUCCUCGAGCUCCUCUACCUCAUCUUCAUCCUCACAUACCUCAUCGUCCUCCAGCCAGACCACCAGGAGACUCCACGUCCUGCCCUGCCUCCACGCCUUCUGCAGGCAAUGCCUGGAGGGCCAGCGCAGUCCUGGGGACCCACUGAAGCUGCGAUGCCCCACCUGCGACCAGAAGGUGUCCAUCUCCGAGGCCGGGGUGGACUCCCUGCCUUCCUCCAACUUCCUCUUCAGCAACCUGCUGGAUGUGGUGGUGAGCUCUGACGACCAGAUCCAGAACAAGAACGGCCACCACCACCUCCGGGGAGGCUUAGGUGGAGGCUCCACAGGCUUCCAUCGUCCUCAUGCAGGCCUCCUGCAUUCCCACCACCUGGGAGAGCCUCAGUGCAGCUCCUGUGAUGAGGAGAACCCGGCCACCUCCCAUUGCCUUGACUGCCAGGAGUAUCUGUGUGACAACUGUGUGCGGGCUCACCAGCGCGUGCGGCUGACCAAGGACCACUUCAUUGAGCGCGGGCGAGAGCCUUCACCUGGGCCGGGUCAACUCCAACAGCAACCAGGGCCAGACCGGGGUGUCGGUGUCCCUCGCCCAGUCCCUGCAAACAACUUUGCCCUGCUGUCACUCUUCCAGGACCACAUGAGCUUCUGCCAGCACCAUGACAAUGAGGUGUUCCUGUUCUUCUGUGAAACCUGCUCGGUGCCUAUCUGCAGGGAGUGCAGCGUGGGCCGUCACAUGGGACACACCUUUGUUUACCUGCAGGAUGCCGUGCAGGACUGCAGAGCCAUCACCAUUCAGCUGCUGGCCGACGCGCAGCAGGGAAGACAGGCUGUGCAGCUGAGCAUGGAGAAGGUCCAGGCCAUGGCAGAGCAAGUGGAGAUCAAGGCUAAGGUGGUGCAGACUGAGGUGAAGGCCCUCGUCCUGAGACACAAGAAAGCGCUGGAUGAGAGGGAGUGUGAACUACUGUGGAAGGUGGAGAAGAUUCGUCAGGUGAAGGCCAAGUCUCUGUACCUGCAGGUGGAGAAGCUGCACCAGAGUCUGACCAAGUUAGACAGCACCAUCGCCGCCGUCAGCCAGGUGCUGGACGAGGGCCACCACCUGGACGUGCUGCUGGCCAGGGAGCGAAUGCUCACACAGAUCCACGAACUCAAGGUUCUCAGGGGGCUGCUUCAGCCGCAGGAGGACGAUCGCUUCAUGUUUACUCCUCCAGACCAGGCUCUGCACAUAGCCAUCCAGUCCUUGGGCCUCAUCAGCAGUGGAGCCUUUGCCCCCGUCACCAAAGCCCACGGCGAGGGUCUGAAGAGUGCGCUGCGUGGCAAGCCCGCCUCCUUUACCGUGAUUGGAUAUGACCACGACGGCGAGCCACGUCUGUCCGGCGGCGACACGCUGUCUGCAAUCAUCAUGUCUGUCGGUGACGGCACCCUGUCUGCGGCAGAGGUGGCCGACCACCAGAACGGCUCUUACACCAUCAGCUAUAUCCCCAAAUGUGAGGGGGAGCACCUCGUCUCGGUGCUGGUGUGUAACCAGCACAUCCAGGGAAGCCCCUUCAGUGUCCUCGUGAAGUCCGGGCGGAGCUACGGCUCUUUGGGUUCCCAAGUGUCAGCGUUUGGGAACGAGGGGGAGGGAGACGGUCAGCUCUGUCGUCCUUGGGGCAUCAGUGUGGACAAGGAGGGUUACGUGGUGGUGGCUGAUCGCAGCAACAACCGCGUACAGAUAUUCAAGCCCUGUGGUGCCUUCCACCACAAGUUUGGCUCUCUAGGUUCUCGGCCCGGACAGUUUGACCGUCCAGCCGGGGUCGCAUGUGACAGUCAGAGACGAAUCAUUGUGGCUGAUAAGGACAAUCACCGAGUGCAGGUGUUUACUUUUGAGGGCCAGUUCCUGCUCAAGUUUGGGGAAAAGGGCACCAAGAACGGGCAGUUCAACUAUCCGUGGGACGUGGCUGUCAACUCUGAGGGUAAGAUCCUGGUCUCAGACACCAGGAACCACCGCGUGCAGCUGUUUGCCCCCGAUGGCUCUUUCCUCAACAAGUACGGCUUUGAGGGUGCGCUAUGGAAACACUUUGACUCUCCCAGAGGAGUGGCCUUCAACCACGAGGACCACCUGGUGGUGACCGACUUCAACAACCACCGGCUCCUGGUCAUCCGGCCCGACUGCCAGUCGGCUCGCUUCCUGGGCUCUGAGGGCACCGGGAACGGACAGUUCCUGCGGCCCCAGGGUGUCGCCGUGGACCAGGAGAACCGCAUCAUCGUGGCCGACUCCCGCAACCACCGAGUACAAGUGUUUGAGCCCAACGGAAACUUCUUAUGCAAAUUUGGCACACAGGGGAGUGGCUUCGGACAGAUGGAUCGCCCCUCCGGUGUGGCUGUGACGCCCGAGGGAGUCAUCGUUGUCGUUGACUUUGGAAAUAAUCGCAUUCUCAAAUUCUAACGAAAGAAAAAAGAAAGAAAGAAAAAAAAAAAGAAGAGAGAAGUUUAUUUUUGCAUUCUCUCCCUCCGUUUGUCCUUUUUUUGCAUUUUGUUUUUGAUGAAGGAAAUGGAGGAGAGAGAAUGAAUCAACCGUCACAACAGGAGGAGAACUCAGAGAGGAUUGAGAGCACGAGGAAAUGAAGGGAAAAUAAAACUUUAACGUCGAUAUUCUCCAAAUCAGAUAUCUGUGGUAUGCGUGACAAAGGGGACCCGUCUACAAAUUGAUAAUCAGUAGAAAAAGAGCCAUAUUUCCCUCCGUCAGUCUUGGCUGCUCUGAAUCCUCUGUCAGUUCUCCUUGAGUAUCCAUCUCAGGGAAUUCCUCAAUCUUCUUGAAAUCUUACACCCUCUGCUCCACACCUACCUCAUUUAGCUCUUUAUGAAUGUACUCAUAGUCGCUGAGCAGAGGUUUUAGUGCGUGAAGUUUUACAAAGAAGAAAAGUCUAACUCGAGGUUUGUUAUUUAAGAGAGACAAAAAAAAUGGACUCUUUGGUUGAUAUUUGCACAGGAUUAAUGGAAUUCUUGCUGUGCAUUUUUUUUUUUUUAAGUGAACCUCCUGAACGUUGUUGCUGAGGCAAUACUCAGACCACUGUAGAGGCUGCAUGAUUUACUCUCAUUACACGGCUUCGCUUGGAGGGGAAACUUGGGUACAGUAGUGUCCUUGUCAUGUGUUAGAUUAGGUAUUUUCUCUCCCGCGUGUGCGUCGCUCCUCGUCUCUCUUGUGGCUCUUCGUAGUUUCACUGUCAUGGUUGUUGUUGAAGAAGAAGAAGAAGAAGAAGAAGAGUGCAAAGCCAUGCCAAACUUGAUAGAAUCAAAAUUAGCUCAGGUCAUGUUAGGACUGAUCUAAAACGAUCAGACUCUCCCUUUAGCUUUACUGGCUAAUAUAAUAGCUGAUUUGAUGAAUUUAUUGAUGAACAAAAAUAUGAAAUAUUCUGGGAAUUUUCCCCCAGAAUGGUCCCUGAAAUAAUCCCCCAAAUAUAAAUGAAUCCCAAAUGUUAGACCAACCUUACACACCCCCCCGCCCCAACUGUGUCUUAUAAGACUAGAUGAAUAUUUGUUAUUUUCGAUGAGAUAAGACAACCUGUGUUGUUGCUCUCCAGACGAUGUAUGCAAGGAGAGCGGCCUCUCGAAGAAUCUCCCAAGAUCUGGACCUAGUAGUGAUCUAAAUGUAGAGAUUUAAUCAUGUAAUUAAAUGACACCUUUUUCACGAGGCAUGCUGUGUAACAAACGCCUUGCGUGAAGACACCAAAAUUUGUUGUCGUCCAGAGGACAUUAAUGACAUCACAUCACAGACCUGGAAUCCCGGUCCUCUGGUCUUUAGAUAUCGUGGUUGAAAGCCACUCCCCCUUCGGCUCCUGGGGCCUCGUAGUCCAGUCCACUGAGGUGGGCGUCAUCACUAAGCCCUCUCUGUAUUUAUUGAUGUCUGGAGCUGUGAAGACGCCUCCAGACUGAGCGCUAGUAGAUGGAUCCCUUUAAAAGAUGGAGGUCUAUAGACCCGACUGUCAUAAGUCAACCAAAGUUAGAAUUUCUGCACAAUGGCCAACUGAUUUGGCGAAUUAAAGAAACUAAAAAAAAACACCCUCCUUUAAAUAGACUUUCUUAAUCACUGUUGCUGGGAAGUUGACAAAGCUCACCGAGUUGAGUUCAUAGCACUGUCCUCGUUAGGCUUUGAAGAAUCAAGUGUGUACUUCCACAUCCUGCCGAGAGCGGUUGGAGGAGAUUCUGUCUGUCUGUCCGCAGUGAUGUUCGAGUCGAGAACAGAUGAUACUCGCACCAAAGAAAACCCCCCUUCCCUUUAUCUCUCCCCCCUUUUUUGCAUUUGUCGCAUCAGCCAUGAAACCAUGUCCCACUUCUUAUCGGCCUGUUGGCUCAAAGUAGCAUCUCGCAUUAGCCUCUGUUUCCCGCCCCAUCUUAAACUUUCUAGGAAGUCGUAGAUUCUUACUCAUAGAUGUUGAAGAAUUGCCCUCCAGUUGUAUCCGUGUCCUGCCAGAAGCACUAAGACAAUGAAGGCUCCUCUCCUCGUGGUGAAAGAACCUUUGGGACACAACAGAAGAGUCGCUCUCGCACCUGCGUGCACAUCCUCAUAUCGCAGAGAUCCUGUACUUUGAAUGCUUCAUGUUUUCUUGUAUACCUCAACUCCUAAAUACCUCAAAGAAAGAAAAACAUGUCACUCGUAGCUACUGUGCUUUUAAACAUUUAAAUACCUCAACUUGUUACUCUUACUCUGAAUACCUAAUUUUUACUCUUUAUUUUUUAUUUAAGCAUACCUCGCCAGAUAUUUAUGCGUCACAAAAAUAUACCUCAUUCUUUUUUAAAUCUGCUUGUUUUGUUUUUGUUUAGUUUUUUACAGCGCAGUGCACGUCUCAUAGCUCUAGGACCAAAGAUCGCGCGGUACUUGUAUUAAUGAUCAUCACUCCACCUCACGAGCCCUCCGCUUUGUUCAAUCUACUGUAUGUUGCCUUUUUUAUCACCAAGAAACCAAAUAUUGCCGAUGAAAUCAUUGUGCCAAAAUGGUCCAUGUGAGACGUCAGUGCCAAACAGCACUGUUUGUUUGUUUGUUUGUUUGUUUGUUUGUAGACGACAAACAUCACUGGAUCAUUAUAUGUCAUUGAUACAAAUGUUAAAUCAGAGCGUCGGAGGAUGAAUCCUCACUCUCCCCUUAAGAGGGCUGUGCCCAACUGAUCUUUACCUCAUGAUGAUGAUGAACGUGCAGAUUCCAUUCAUACUUUUUGUUACUGUGUGCAAGCGGUGGGUGGUGGGCGGCAGGAGAGGGAAUCAUCUCUUUUAAAGAGUUCCGAGCGUCUUCUUUCAGCACAAUUUGAUGAUAUUUCAGCGUAGAUGUUUCCCGGCGAGCGCUCGGCGUUGUUCGGUGAUGCUCGUUGACUGUGGUUCAAACAAACGCAUCAGUGACAGCUGUUUUAAAGUCCACACACGCUGCUGCUGCUUUGAACCCGACAACACCUCGUUUCACCAAUAAGAUUGGUUUUGUUUGUUUUUCAGUAUUAACUCAGUGAAAUGUUCAUUCAUGUUGCAUCUGUUUUUUUUUUUGUUUUUUUAAUUAAGAUUGCAGAAUUCUAUCUUUAAGAUCCUUAGGUCUUCACUCUUAAAGAGGAAAAAAAAUUGUAUUUUAAACCUUUAUUUUGUUUUUUUUCAUUUUGUUGCAUGCUUUAAAAAAAGUUCUUGUCUUAUACCAACGUUUUUCAGAUAGGUGUUGAAAACUCAGAUGGGGUGGGUAACUGAACUGACUUUUUGGGAUGAUUUUUUACCAAAUUAUAUACCCAAAGAUGUGUAUGUAUGUAUGUCUGUGUGUGUGUGUGUGUGUGUCUCAAUAUUGCGUUGGAUGGAAUUGACCUUUCUUUGACCUUGGCGAUUGUAUUUCCUGUUCUCUAGAGGCUCUGCAGAGCAACGCGACCUGUUCAGUCAGCCGUAGCCCCGCCUCCCGAGGAACAACACAGGCAGAGUUGUGAGAUGACACUCAAGCCCUGGAUUUUAUGGAGGCUCUGAGAUCCUGUUCAGACCUGGUAUUAACAUCCGUUCUGAGUCGUGGUCAGAUUGCACUAAGUGCAGGUUUGAAUGCUCCUGAUCGGUCCCUGAAUGCAUCCUCGGAUUACAGAAACCACAUUUGAAGGUGGUGGAGAGAGAAAGAGCAAAUCAAAAUUCUGAGAAAAACGAGUCAGAAUUAAGGCUUUAAUCCCUGUAAUCUGGCUUUUUUUGUCAAGAAAUCAAAAUACAAAAGUCAGAAUUCUGAGGGGAGACAAAAAAAAACCUUUAGGCUUUAAAAAGCUUUAAUCUCUGAAUUCUCAGAAAAAGAAGUCCGAAUUCUUGCUGAUAAAGAAAGUCAAAAUAAAACAAAGCCAGAAUUCUGAAAAAAAAAACUGAGAAUUAUGGCUUUAAUCUCUGUAAUCGGGUUUAUUUACAGUUUAUAAAAAACAGAAUUCUGAGGGAAAAAACACCCCCAGAAUUUAAUCUCUGUAAUCUGACAAUAGAAACGUUCUCCUUCAGCCGACAUCAAUGUUAACACUGAUCUCCGUGAUUUAUGUUUUCUAAUGGUUUUGAAUUAUAAUUAUUAUUUUCGUGAUUCAGCAGCACGAGGAGAGCGUAUUCGCUUCCGUCUCUUUGUCGUCUUCUCCACGUCUCUUUGUGUAAGACGCGCUCACAUCGAGGCACAGACGUCCGUAUCUGGAGGGUCUGAUCUUACGUGGUCAUAGGAGAUGCAUUCAGGGCACAUUUUAAUACCAGGUGUGCACUGUCAUACUUUGUGCUGUGAUCACGGAGGGAGGACGUUGAUCCCAGGCUGACUUUGGGCCCAGAAACCUCUGCCUCUACUUUGACUAAAUUGGCCAUUUUGUGUGUUGAUCUGGGAGUUCUCAUCGGCAAAAACAAAGAACACCCAGGAAGUGUGGCGAUGGCUGCUGAACACGUGAGUGGUUGACUGCGCUCUGGCCGGGUGGAUUUUUAUUUGGUUGAUUUUCUUUUUCAUUGGGGCCCCUGUGGUUUUAUUUUUUGUCCACCAUUUUAUUUCUGGCCCCCUCACAGCUUUAAGAGAGCGAGAGAAAGAGCAGAGCUGCACAAGGUGACGCGUGCAAGGUCGUAGCCCUCAUUUUAAUGUUUGUAUAUUUGAAAGACAGGGGAAAAAAAAGGUUUGAACAUUUAGAAUGGAAAAAAAAAAUAAAACUCAGGUAGUUCUCCGCAGCCCUGCCCUGCAGGUGUCUCAUUGAACCGUGUCUCCUAGUGAUGAUGUAAUGACUUUAUCCCCACCCCUCCCCCCUCCCCCUCUUGUUAUGACCUCUCAGUACCAGUCUGAUUCUUUUUGUGUCCAUUUUACAUAUUAUAAAAAAAACAAAUUAUUUCUCAAUCUGAAAAAAAAAAAAAUAUUUUAAGUAGAUUUCCCCCUUGAUUAAUCUCUUUUUUUUGCCAUCUUACAAAUAAGUACAAAUACUUCACACCACUCGAUGCUCACUGGCCCUUUUAGAAUGUAUUUUGUGAAGAAAAGGGUUCAGUGUUGCUCUUGUGCUCACUCCCCCAGCUGCUGGAAGCCGUAUACGGCUGAACAGAGACCACGUCACAAAAAAACACAAACAAAACAACAACAACUCAGUACCUCCUUUGAAGAUUUGUCGCUAAAAAGUCCCACACCAGCAAUAUUUAAACGAGAAUCCCGUGGUUAUAGUGCAGCACCUUUUGUUCGUUUGUACGUGUAAAGCCAGCCCAGACGAUGAUGACGACAACGAACGGUCUCGUCCACACCGCUGUGUCCUGUUCUCCCAGCACCCAGCAGCUGGAUGUAAGUGUGUGUGUGUGUGCGUGCGUGUGUGGUGUUUGUGCGCUGCAUCUGUGUCGUCUGAGCAGAGAUCCACUGAAUGUAUCCUCCACAGUCCACGAGGCAGCGAGAGCCAGCUGACUUUAGAUGGAUGCUGCUGGCGCUUCCUCAUCCACAGCACUGUGAGUGUGUGUGUGUGCAACACACACACACACACACUCAGACAGUGUGCUGUGAGUGGAAGUGCGGAAGUCAGGUCUUCGGUCUAAAUAAGGCACAGGAGACAAUAAUAUAUUGGCCGCCUGCUGUUCUCUCUGUACUCUGUGGACUUUAAACAUUUCCUAUGCAGUUUUUUUGUUUACACCUAAAUAAAGUUGUAUUUCUUUGACUUCAA
This is a messenger RNA of Solea solea (common sole), 9276 nucleotides long. It is a transcript of the gene trim71, whose product is annotated as tripartite motif containing 71, E3 ubiquitin protein ligase. NCBI's taxonomy places the organism in Eukaryota, Metazoa, Chordata, Actinopteri, Pleuronectiformes, Soleidae. Gene Ontology annotation, biological process: protein polyubiquitination; proteasome-mediated ubiquitin-dependent protein catabolic process. The record is from RefSeq and is a predicted model, not a curated record. Gene Ontology annotation, molecular function: protein binding; ubiquitin protein ligase activity; zinc ion binding.